Messenger RNA from Lodderomyces margitis, 741 nucleotides. Its product is annotated as bifunctional 4-hydroxy-4-methyl-2-oxoglutarate aldolase/oxaloacetate decarboxylase. Lineage: Eukaryota; Fungi; Ascomycota; Pichiomycetes; Serinales; Debaryomycetaceae. The transcript has a single exon. The coding region runs from base 1 to 741 and encodes 246 amino acids. The record is from RefSeq and is a predicted model, not a curated record.
AUGCCACCACCAGCCAAGCAAUCGGUUAAGGAAGUUAUCAAAUACCUUUCAAAGUACUCUGCGUGUGACAUUUCAGAUGCAUUAAAUCAACAGGGCAUAGCCAAUGGGGGAUUUAUCCCCAAUUUAAUUAACCGAUCACCGGUCUUGGCGACUGCGUCUGCCGUUGGAAAAGCUUACACUGUUUUGUACGCACCCAAAUCUGAUCCAAGACCAGCAGUGAAACAAUCCUAUAUUGACGAAGUGCCCGAGGAUGCAAUUAUUGUUAUUGGAUUGCCUUUGGAAUUGCAGUUGACCACUGCCCCCUACCACAAAGUGACCAAUGCCUUGUAUGGAGGUUUGAUGUCAACCCGGGCACAAUACAGGAAAGCUAACGGGUCAGUCAUCUUGGGAAGAAUUAGAGACUUGGAUGAACAUAAUGAACUCAAAUACCCUGUUUGGUCGUAUGCGACCGGAACAAGUGCCUCCGGCCCCGCCGUGAAAGUUGUGGGCAUUAAUGUGCCUUUAGAAAUCAAAGUUACCAGCAUUGACCCUUCAACGGAAGAGGGUAUUUUACACAUCAACCCUGGUGACUAUAUCAUUGCUGAUAAAAAUGGAGUUGUCAGGUUGGAAGAUAAUCAACAAUUGGGUGAAGUUUUGGAUUACAUACCAAAAAGAGUUGAAGCUGAUACCAAUGUCAGUAAUGAUAUUAAAAAGGGGAAACCAGCAGGUGAGUCACAAAAAUUUUGGAGAGGUAAAAUUUGA